CUCGCUUAGCGUUGGAUGUGUGGUCCUUUUCUGUGGUGCUCUGUGGCACAGUAAUCAAGCUCAACCAGCUCUGGUGGUGAAAGAUCUUAGUUCUAAGCGAAGAAUCCCCACACGGAGGCAAUCUUCUGAUGAGCGCACAGCCAGUGUAAGAACUGCGUUCGAAUUGAGUGGUUGGAUGAUGGGUUUGUACUGCACUGGAGUAAGAAACGAUUGUGAUGUGUUCUUAGUGGAAAGCUCUUCGCGCGGAUUUUUAUGUGUUGCGAACAUUCCGAGGAUGUGCUCUGCUCAGUGGUUACGCUAUUAAUCAUUUCGCUGAACGCCGGAGACUGCACAAGGAUAUUGGGAGCCAGUGAAGUUUGAAUCGGGUUUGAAUGCCAUUGAUAAUCAGCGUAGGACAGUGAUAUUCUAUUUCAUAAAGGUGAUUAAACAGUGUGUGGUUCGUGUUGGGGUGGAGUUUGCUUUUGGUUCAUAUUUAUCUCUAUCCGUUCAUCAGAGGAAGUUUCGUCUAUGAUAGAUUUGCUGAAACAGAGAGACGGGAAAAGAACGGCGGUGAACGAUCGGAGUCACCAAUUGAACAGGUCUUGAUUGAGUUAUCAGAGAGGGGCAGUAUAUAUGACAAGUUAAUAAAGUGGUUGCCCCUUGCGGUUAAGUCUAGUGGCGGCGGCGAUGUCAGCAAGGAAUACGCGAGACGUCGAAAAUCAAAUAAAUAAAUUUAUUAUCAAAUCAGGUCAAUUUGUAUUAAGCAGAAAUACAUAUUGUUAAGUGCGGCGGCGGAUAGAAUGUGCUCAUCGCGGUGCUGCGCGGAAUGCAUCAACACGAGAGAAGAACGCAGUCACUAGAGGGCGUUUGUGUGCGCGGUGCAAAUGAUAUAUCCCAAUCUGCAUAAGUCAGACGGUUUCGUGCGGUAUCUAGAGGUGGUAACUGCAACUGUGUAAAACGCAUCUAAUCAACGGUGAAAUCAGCCUAGUGCUAAUAAAUAGUGGCAACAAUCAUCAUUGGGGAAUCUUGUGUAUCACACUCAUUUCUCGCCGAAAGUGCGGUAUGCUAUGCGCGUGUUUGUGUGAAUUUGUACGUGUGUGUGCGCGCGCGCUCUAAAAAGUGAUAAUAGAAGUACUGUUUUCUCUGGACCGGUUCGCGAUUGUGAUUGUAAACAAAUCAAAUCACAUUGGAUGGCGCCUCUGCUCUUAAAAGCCAGUAGCACUCAAACGAUAAAGCAGUAAAUUUUAGAAGAAAAAAAACUGUGAAUAGAAACUGGAAUUUCAAGCAUCCUAAGCAUUUCGUUGGCGGGGCGACUAUCUGUGUCGAAUUGUCAAUUGAACCCACUUGAUAGAUUUUCGACCAAUAGAAGUAGAAAGCGAAGCGACUUGCAAAAGACGGAGGAAGAUGAAGCUCGUUGUGAUCUGUCUGAUAGUGCAGACUUUGCGCUGUGCGCUGUCGAUUCCUCACAAGUCGGAACCCACGAUCUCGGAGUGCACCGCAAAGGGUGGCGAGUGUGACGAAAGCAAAGGGCGUCCGGUAUGCGGCACGGACAAUCAAACCUAUCCAACGCGGUGCCAUCUAAUCAGGGCGCAGUGCAGUGGGCACCAAGUUAGCCUGAAACAUCGGGGCACGUGCAAAGACGUGUGUCUCGCUUCGCGCACAUACGCCCUCCAGCAUCGGUCCAACUCGCCGUACGGGGUCAAGUUCGUGCCCCGGUGCCGGGAGGAUGGUACCUACGCACCAGUGCAGUGCCUCGAGAGUGUUGGCUGCUGGUGCGUUAACAGCCAGGGUAAACCGCUGCCCAACACAACGGUUCAGCACGGGAAACCAGUUUGCGUGAAGAAGGGCAAAUCCAACCAGCGGAGAUCCUCUCCAAGAAAUCCGGUUAGGAACAAACGCAGUUGUUCCCGGAUGGAUCGCGCGGUGUUCAACCGCAACUUGUUGAAACUGUUCGAGAACGAGCACAUUCGGGUGCAGCAAAACGCUAGGAGCGGAUUGUCGAUAGCCACCGGGAUCGGCGGAGGAGUUGCCGAGAAAAUCGUGCUAGAGUGGAAGUUCGCUUCGAUCGAUGGGAACAAAAAUGGCAUGUUGGACAAAAAUGAGUACCGCGAGCUUAAGCGACUGAUUAAGAAGGUCGUCAAGCCUAAACGUUGCGGCCGCUCGUUCGGCAAAAGCUGCGAUGUUGAUCAGGAUGAACGAUUAUCGCGUCAAGAAUGGGCGAAUUGCUUCUCCAAAGACAAUCUAACACCCGAGAUGGAACAGUACCCCUCAUCAUCAUCUAGUUCUUCGGGUGGUUCUGGUGGAUUGUUCGGCCAUCAUCAUCAUCAUCAGCAGCAUCCUGGCAGCGCAGCCGAGGGUGGUGCCGUGGGCCGUGGUGGUAUGGUAAUUGGUGUCGGUAUCGGUGGCUCUCCACACUCCACUUCCUCUAGCUCUAGCACUAGCUUCCUCCGGUACGAUGAGUCACAGCAGAAUAGCUCCAAUGAUUACACUGAUUUUGAUGAUGAAGAUGAUUACUCUGAAAAUGACGACGAUUCGGACGAACUGCCCGAUAGUGAUAACAUGCUACUAAACGGACUGCACUUUAGCAUUGCCGGCAAGCGGCUUCAGCCCAAUCUGUUGCUAGAAGGUAAGACAACGCUGGAACUAAAGGGCGAUCAGGACCCCAUCUUCAAGGACAGCGAAGCGGAAUCGGACUGUUUAAGCGAUCGAACUGCUGCGCUCGAGGAACAAAGGAGCGGCGCCACGGCUUUGUAUGUACCCGAGUGUACCGCCGAUGGUCGGUAUCAGAGGGUGCAAUGCUAUCGUUCCACCGGAUACUGCUGGUGCGUUCACGAAGAUACUGGGAAAAAUAUACCCGGGACGUCGACGAAGGAUAAACGACCGCAGUGUGAUGUGUAUUCGAGCGUUGGUGGUCGACAGAUGCGGGGCUGCCCAGAUGAUAAGAAGCUGGAGUUUUUGAAGGAUUUGAAAGAUUUUCUGAAGCAACAGAUCGCGAGCAAUUCGGUGACGGCGGCAGACAACACAAAGUGGAUCACAGAGGACGAAAAGAUCGCAACGCUUAGCUUCGUUCUGCUGGACAAGAACAAAAACAAGGUAUGGGAGAGAAAAGAAUGGAAAACGUUCCGGGAGCUGGUGACAGCUACAAGACAACUUCGGAAGUGCGGUAAGAAAAUGCCCCGCUAUUGCGACGUUAAUAACGACCGCAAGAUCACCCUGUCCGAGUGGCUCAACUGCCUGCAGACCCAACGGACACCGUACGUGGACAGUGCGGCCAAAAUCUCCAGUCCCUCCAGCGGAUCCGACGGUGGCUCGUCGGAUGUUUGGAAACCUUCGCUUUCCGCUUCGUCCACCUCCAAAUUUCGAGGUCCAAACCCGCUGGAAUCGGUUUUGAAGAGUGAUUAGACCAAUCGAAACUCACAUUCGAAGAGUUCGGAAGAAUAUUCACGUAUGAGACUUAAGCUCUGGUAGUGAUGAGUGGAAUGCGACGGUUAGAAAUGCAGAAGUGCCUGCGAAUUUUUAUCCGAGAAAAAAAAAACAGAAUAAACUCACCAAGAGAGCGAUCGAGAAGUGAAAGGAGAAUAUUUUGAAAUGUAGUGCCAUGUCCACGCUCAUAGAGGAAGCGUUUUUUAGUUUUGUGAGCUGCUAGAGUUCGUAAUGGAACCAACUGUGUUAAGCUACUACCCGGUGAACCAGUGAUAUUUUCGCACUUUAUAUCGCACCCUUAAAAAGAUUUGCAUAUAUUUUUCUAUGCUGGUAUGGAGAGGAAACAAGAGGAAGGAAGGUAAAAAAAGGAAAUAGUUUAGAAAUUGUUUUUGUGGUAUUGCAACUAUUGUUAAAUCAAAGCUGUCAGUUUCGAUACGAUCAUUUUUGUUUCAAGAAUUCCGAGAGUACUGCCUCCACGUUAGCAUUUAUCCUAUAUUCGACUACCGAACUCUGGGUUUGCACAAAAUACGUAUGAAAACUGUCGGCUUUUAGAUCCCUAACAAAGGCAGAGAGUAAGUGUCGACAGAUGAAAUUGAACACGGAAUCAUGAAUCGUAACCAGUAUUAAAUUGUUAUCUAUUAUUGUUGCCUCAUGUCGAAUGGAAAAUAGAGACAGUUAAGUUCAGAAAUAUGCAGUAAAUUGUUGCUUUCGUGCUGGCUAUUCAGAAAAUAAGAAUGAAAUUGAAAUACUAUCAUGAAAAAAGUGCGUGUGAUAUAUGUUAUUUAAUUUAAACCAUACGUUAUUAUUUAGAUUUUAUCAUUGUAGGAGCAUUAUUCACAAAAGUUGUCCUAUGCUUAGGAUGGGGAGCUGAAAAUGAGAAGUGAAUCAUGUUAAGAGAUAUGUUUAUUUAGGACAUAGGAAAAAAUCGCUAUCCGCUUACUAUUUAUACAUACAUGAGAACAAUAUGAUAUUAAAACAAGUGACAGUUCCUGGCUCCUAGUUGGAAGCGUUGGAACCGAAACUCUCUUUUGUUUACUACCGAGUACGCGAAUUUCGUUUGAGUACAUAAUUGAGAAUAUUGGA
Toxorhynchites rutilus septentrionalis is the source of this 4485-nucleotide messenger RNA. RefSeq names its product SPARC-related modular calcium-binding protein 2 (gene magu). Gene Ontology annotation, molecular function: protein binding; calcium ion binding. Bases 1384 to 3381 code for a protein of 665 amino acids. The record is from RefSeq and is a predicted model, not a curated record. The transcript has 11 exons. NCBI's taxonomy places the organism in Eukaryota, Metazoa, Arthropoda, Insecta, Diptera, Culicidae.